This is a messenger RNA of Protopterus annectens (West African lungfish), 1600 nucleotides long. Its product is annotated as cell adhesion molecule 1-like. The transcript is spliced from 6 exons. Bases 46 to 1320 code for a protein of 424 amino acids. The record is from RefSeq and is a predicted model, not a curated record. Lineage: Eukaryota; Metazoa; Chordata; Ceratodontiformes; Protopteridae.
CUUACAGUUUCUAAGAGUAAAUGGAAUGUAUUUACACAAAAGAACAUGCAUGUCCUAAAUGGGCAGGAUAUCCAUCUGGACUGUAACUUUUCUUUUCCUGAUGAUCUACAUUAUGAGAGCUCAUUCUGGUUCAAACAUGAGCAGAAAACACAAUGCCAUUUAAAUAAUCCUGAGAGAUUAAUGCUGAAGUAUGAUGACAGGAGACAUUUUCUGAAUCGAUCCUCUAAGGACUGCACCUUAGGAAUUAAAAAUGUGAGCACUGAUGAUGCUGGGAGAUACUGUUUCCGGUUUAUAACUGAUGGAGGUCCUAAAAAAGUAUGGACUGGUCAGCAUGGACUGCAACUGUUUGUGCAUGCUCCACAGAUUUCAAACUUGCCAGCCUCACUCACACUUAGGGACAGCAUCCAAGGCAGUAUCAACAUCCUUGUAUCAGAUGUUUACCCAGAGAAUGCAGCUCAGAUUGAGUUUUGUGAUGGUAUCCCUGGUGAAAAAAUUGUGAACACUACCAAAAAAGGACAGGAUGGGAACUUCACAAUUAAUGCAACUGUAUAUUUUACUGCAGCAAUUUCUCAUAACCAGAAAAAGUGCACCUGCAAAGUAACCCAUGCCAAUCUCGCCCAUCCAUUAUUUACCAGCACUAUUCUGGAUGUACAGUAUGAACCAAGAAAUGUGAGCAUCUCUGUGAAUCCACAAGGAAUUAUUAAAGAAGGUGAUGCUAUUACACUGAGCUGCACAGCUGAUGCCAAUCCAGCCAUUACCAGUUACACAUGGCAGAAAAUUCUUGAGACUGGUAGCUUUUACAACCUUAGCUCUAACAAAAAUCACUUCAAACUAUCAUCAGUAUCUCAGGCAGACAGUGGAAACUACAGCUGUAAAGUAAUGAAUGCAAUAGGAGUGAACAAAGCUGUACAAUGCAUCAAUGUUCAGUAUAGUCCAAGUAUAGCGAUACCAGUUGGACUCGGAGUAUUAUUUAUUAUCCUCAUCACUGUUGCAGUAAUUCUGAAAUUUGUUUCCAGAAGAAAAAAAGACAAAAAUAAACAAGCCUCAGCAGUGGAAGAUUUUAAACAAGCCCCAGUAGUAGAAAAGUCUUCUAAUUCUCAGGAUGAACAUGCUAUGGUUUCAAAGAAAAAGCAACAAUCACCAUCAACACAGAAUCAAGACAAAGUAUAUGCAAAUGUUUCUGAAAGUCAUGGAUCAGAGCUUGUAUACUGUCAAGUUGUAUUUGCUGAUCAGGCAGCUAAAAAGAAAACUGACAUGCAAAAUGAAGACGCAUUAGCUGGCACAUCGGAGUAUGCAACUGUGGCCUUCAAGAAUUCUUAACUCCUACAGAAGAAGCUCUUUUGCAGAACUAACCAUUAUGACAUGUUUAAUAACAGACUACUGAGUUUAAGAACUCCUAAUACAGCACAGAAAUACAUUCAAACCAAGAGGAUAUAUUUCUUUACUCAGCUGGCAAGGAAUCAAGAAAUUAUGCAUAUUACAUAGCAACAAAAAAACAUGCUAAGAUUAGUCAUCCUGCUGUCACAUUUCUUUGUUUAUUCCAUUUAGUGUUUUGUAAAUGAAAAUUAUGUAAGAUGCGAUAAAGUUAAAGGAAACUACA